Pomacea canaliculata is the source of this 2738-nucleotide messenger RNA. RefSeq names its product RING finger protein 166-like. Gene Ontology annotation, biological process: ubiquitin-dependent protein catabolic process; protein polyubiquitination. The record is from RefSeq and is a predicted model, not a curated record. The transcript is spliced from 6 exons. Bases 6 to 668 code for a protein of 220 amino acids. NCBI's taxonomy places the organism in Eukaryota, Metazoa, Mollusca, Gastropoda, Architaenioglossa, Ampullariidae. Gene Ontology annotation, molecular function: ubiquitin protein ligase activity.
UCAUCAUGGCAAUGGCUUCUGCAAUGUCCCGUCAGGAAGACUGUGUGACCGAUCUAAAUAAAUAUAUGUGUGCAAUCUGUAUGGAACUUUUCUGUAGACCCGUGAGGAUAUCAUGUGGCAAUGACCAUACCUACUGCCAGGAUUGCCUGAAAUCACUUCAGUCACAUCAAUGCCCUCAGUGCAGGAAACCUUUCCAUCCUAAUCAGACAGUUCCAGCCAAUGAAAUAGAAAUAAUUAUGAGAUCCUCCUUUGCAAAGUGUAGUGUUUGUGGAUCACAGAUGCCCAUGUCUUCUCUUCGUAAACACAUGGAAACUUGUGGACAAACUUUGGCUACACCAAAGUUCAGACCUAUAAAAGAGACUUCCCAGCCUGUUCCGCUGGAUGUUCCUAACCGUUCAACAUUCAAGUGCCCUUACUGUGAACAGGCGAAUCUGGACUGUAAGGACUUGGUGAAACACUGCAACAAUGUCCACAGACAUGAACGUAUACAUGUGGUAUGUCCAAUCUGUGCCUCCAUGCCCUGGGGAAAUCCCAGCCAGUUCAGUUCUAAUUUUAUUCAGCAUCUCAAUGCUCGGCACACUUUUGAGUAUGACACAUAUGUGGAUUAUGGUCAAGAUGAUGAUGAAAUGCUGAUGGCUGCAAUACAGGCUUCUUUACAAGAGCGUUGAUGUCAAGCAGUGCCCGCCAUCAUCAAAAUGCUUUAUGGCAGGCUCUCUCAGACACUGAAUCUGAACAAUCAUAAAAUUUGAAUGUGCAGUCAACUUACAGUUUCUAUGAACAUACUUUUGUCAAGAUUAAUACUUUUCACUCAUUUGCCUUUGCUUUUUGAUAUUUAAAUUUGCAUUGUUAGCUUAUGCAGCCAUCUAUCAAUACCCCCCACCAUCUCACCAAAAAAUAAAAAAAAAAAUUGUGACCUGAAAUCUGUGAGAUAUAGCUGGACUCAAAUGGUACCAGUGAUUCCAAUAUUCUGUCAUGAUCAAACAGAUAGUGAAGAACUAGUCCACACAUCUGCAACCAAACUAUGAUCUGUUUUAAUAAUAAUAGUUAAGUUUAUAUAGCACCAUACCGCAGCCUUAUGAGCAAGCUCAUGGCUCUUUACAAAUAAAAAUAAUUAAUAUAACAACAACAAUAAUCAUGAUAGGGAGAAAUUAAAGAAACCAACCAAGAUGACAAGAAAGAACAGGGGAUAAAGCAUUAAACAGGAAAAAAAAUUAGUGUUAUGUGAUAAACAACUGAACGAACACAAUACUCCAUUAUCCAACAAAUCUAUGAAUUCAAAAAUGCAUAAGAAAUGGAAAAGAAAUCCUACAGACAGAAGAAAAUGGAGGACCAGAGUUGUCUGUGCAGCCUAGAUACGCAUUUCACUGUCCAAGAUUUAGAGUGUAGAUCUGCAAUUGUUUGUCUUCGGGAAAUUCAGAACAGAUAAAAAAUGCUCAGGAUAAACAUAGGUCAAGCUGUAGUUAGCCUUUGCUGCCUCAAUUUAUCAAGCAGCUUUUCCACGUUGCUCAAAUUUCAUCUUGCUAUUGACAUGCCCAGACAAAAAGCUGGACAGAGAUGAAAGUGACAUUGUCAAAGAAAAGUCUGUUCGUCAACAAAUCAACAGGUCAAAAUCGAAAUUAACUCAGAAAAAUUCAAAGUAAUUUCAUUAAAGUAGGAUCAGAUUUUUUGGGCAGAUGCAUAUUUAAGUUUUAAGUUCUCUAUUACUAUAGUUGUUAAGAUUUUACAGUAUACAUAUAUACAAGUGUAAGAAAUAAUAUAAUUGGUUGUUAUUUCUUCCAUGAAAACAAUGGUAUGCAGAUUUGUAAAUUACCUGUCUUUGGUAAUGUUACCCUCAUAAAACUGUGAGUUGACCAUAGUUUAAUGGCAUUUUUCAACCUUUCUUUUUUAGCAAAAAGCAGAGUGCUGGGUAUGAAUGAUUGGAUCCAUGCAAGUAUAUUUGCAUGAAUGGGUGAAUUUGUGUGUACAUAGAUAUGUUAAUGUUUACAUGUAUAUAAGUGCAUGGUCAGAAGUGGUUGUUUGUCAUUUAUCAAACUGUGUGAAAUUAAAAAAAUGAUAUUACUUAAGAUAUCCAUUCUCUGGUUGUUUGUACAUUUAGAAACAUUGUAAUUGUCAUAAAUCUUAUAUAGAGGGAGGAUGCAUAAUGCAACAUAAAUGUACAGCCAUUUUCUGUCCUGGAAGACUAUUCCUUUUUAGUCAGGACCCUUUGUGAAUACAUUGAUAGAUUCCUCAAAAGAAGCAACCAUGGGUUUUAUAAUUUCUUCUUAUCUUGCUCAUAUUUAAGAAUAAAUUAAUCCAUCUAUUUCAGAGCUGCAGUCUGAUUUAACUUUAGAUUUUAAGAUUCUGUAACCAUGUUAGAACUUUUUCUUUACUUAGAAUAAAGCUUAACUUAAGCAUGCUAAAUAGAUUUCUUGACUAAAGCAAUUACAGUUUUCAUUCAUGAUCUAGAUUCUAGAAGCUCAAUUUAUAGUAAUUAAAGCAGCUUGUAUACUGCAACAUUGUGCUUUUAUCUGAUUACGGGGUACAGCUGAUCUGAUAAGAUCAUAAAACAGAGUAGAAUAAAAAUUCUAUUAACACUCAACAGAAUUCAAGCUCAGAGCGCAGGUCACAGAGUUAUAUAAUUUUUAUAACUGUUAUUGUUAAUGUUUCUGUUUGGUUAAAGAUGGUCAUGAUUUUUGUUCUUAAAGUUAAUUAUAAAAAAGUUCACCAUUAAACCAUCUAUCACACUUGCUUUCAAAGAA